This is a messenger RNA of Lotus japonicus, 973 nucleotides long. Its product is annotated as inositol polyphosphate multikinase beta-like. Bases 4 to 822 code for a protein of 272 amino acids. Gene Ontology annotation, cellular component: nucleus; cytoplasm. Gene Ontology annotation, biological process: inositol phosphate biosynthetic process. Gene Ontology annotation, molecular function: inositol-1,4,5-trisphosphate 3-kinase activity; inositol tetrakisphosphate kinase activity. Lineage: Eukaryota; Viridiplantae; Streptophyta; Magnoliopsida; Fabales; Fabaceae. The record is from RefSeq and is a predicted model, not a curated record. The transcript is spliced from 2 exons.
AAAAUGUUGAACUUGAGUGUCCCAGAAAACCAAGUCGCUGGGCAUAAAGCGAAGGAGGGUGUGAAUGGGCCUCUGGUAGAUGAUUCUGGAAAGUUCUACAAGCCUCUUCAGAGUGAUGAGCGUGGUUCUAACGAGGUCACCUUCUACACUUCCUUCUCCUCCGAUCCCAGAAUUCCCCACAACAUUCGCUCCUUCUUCCCCAUCUUCCACGGCACCUCCGUCGUUAACGCCGCCGACCACCUCGUCUUGGAAGACCUCCUCUCCGCUUACUCCAACCCCUCCGUCACCGACAUCAAGAUCGGUUCCAGAACUUGGUACCCAGAAGCUUCUGAUGAUUACAUCAACAAGUGCCUUCAGAAGGACAGAGAAUCCUCCUCCAUCUCUCUGGGUUUCAGAAUUUCAGGAUUGAAGUCUGUGGGAGCUUCCAAUUCAUGCUGGCAGCCACACAAGAAGUUCCUGCAGAGCCUCUCUGCUGAGGAUGUCAAAUUGGUUAUGAGGAAAUUUGUUUCUUCCGACGGGAAUGCCGACAACCCAGAUUGUGUUUUUGCGUCUGAGGUUUUUGUCCCUGUUUUGAAGCAGCUUUUGGAGCUUAAGAAAUGGUUUGAGGUUCAAACCAUCUUUCAUUUCUAUUCUUGUUCUGUUCUUGUGUUGUAUGAGAAGGAAGGGAAGAAGAGAGCGGGUGCUGUGGUUAAACUUGUUGAUUUUGCUCAUGUGGUGGAUGCAAAGGGUGCCAUUGAUCAUAACUUCUUGGGUGGGCUUUGUUCUUUGAUUAAGUUUGUUUCAGAUGUCCUUGCUGGGGUAGAUGGUAAAGUUGAACUCUGAGUGAGACUACACUGCCAUUGUUGUUUAUUUUUCCUUUUAAGUGAGUUCCCAAUUGUGAAUUUCCUAGUGAUCUUAUGUGGAGUUCAUGUCCUCAUGUUGUAAUUUCUUUUCAUCUUAUGAUGGGGUUCAAUGCAGCAGAGAAAUUGCUUCA